Messenger RNA from Penicillium salamii, 804 nucleotides. NCBI's taxonomy places the organism in Eukaryota, Fungi, Ascomycota, Eurotiomycetes, Eurotiales, Aspergillaceae. The record is from the annotation of a GenBank genome assembly.
AUGGGUCGAACCUUGACUUAUCCGAAACGGACUUCCAACACUGCGAACCGCUACAAACAUCGAGCAACCUAUGAUUUGGGCCCGAUCCAUAAAAUCAUCAAUGACUCCCAGGUGCUUCAUGUAUCAUUCAAUCCCGGUCCGGAUGAUCCUUUCCCGGCCAUCCUGCCAAUGAUCGGACAGAUGGGAUCAUUUGAAUUCCCAUCCGCUAGCAUCGAUGAGCCUCUUGAAUGCUAUCUUCACGGCUAUGUCAGCUCCCGUAUCAUGAACCUGGCCCGGAACUGUUCCGAGGGCGAAGGCCUCCCAAUCUGUGUGGCAACAAGCAAGGUAGACGGAUUGAUUCUGUCGCUCACCCCCAAUUCGCACAGCUACAACUACCGCUCUGCCAUCUUACAUGGCUAUGCAACCCUCGUCACAAGCGAAGAAGAGAAGCUUUGGGCUAUGAAAUUGAUCACCAACUCCGUACUCGAAGACCGCUGGGAUCACUCGCGGGUGCCGCCCGAUCGUGCAGAGAUGCAAUCGACGGUCAUACUCAAAGUCAAGAUUGUUGAUGGCAGUGGUAAGAUCCGUGACGGUGGGGUGUCUGAUGAACGUAAGGAUUCCGACAAUGAGCAGAUCACCAACAGUGUCUGGACUGGUGCCGUGCCUGUCUGGGAGACCUUUGGAACACCCAUUCCUAGUGGUGAUGGCAACAUUGCUGCCGUGCCGGAAUAUAUUAGCUCAUAUAUCACCAAGAAGAACAGCCAGAAUCAGGCGCUGGCGGAAGGUGCUGUGAAGAUUCAACUUCCACCUGAGGAGCAACACUAA